GAUAAUCGAAUUAAUAAGUCUUCCUCUCUUUCUUGUUUCAGUAUGUCUAUUCUUGUUUUCUUGUUUGUUAUUUAUUUUUCCUGAGAUUUCGGUCUAGUGCUUGGUUUACGUGUCCAUAUCAUUAGGUUUGGAGAAGCUAUUCAAUUGGAUGGCUUAGUUUCUAUUUUUUAAAAAUAAUUUACUAUUCUCAUUCCUACAUUUUGAUUAUCAAAUGGCUACUAAGUUAACAGUAGUGCUUUAAUUUCUCUUUCUCCAGUUGUCAAUUCUUGUGAGAAUCAAUUCUUAUGAGAAUUGAAGGAUCUUGUUGGUAACAACUAAUAUGCACUACUUUUUCUUGCUUUUCUGUUCUCAGCUAAAGUGAAGAGAGUCUAAAAUUUUUAUUUCCUCCUUUCUGGAUCUUAAGUUUGUUGCAUCUGUCGGAUUUUAAUUUAAACGGAGAAUGGAAAAUGAAAAGAAGAAGAGAAAAAACAAGAAAAAGAAAAACAAGCAGAUUAGAACCUCAGAAGAUGAAACAGCUGUAUCAGAAUCGACUUCUAUGGAGGAUAAUCACAUGAGAAAUGGACAGAAUGAUCAUAAUUCAAUUUCUGAUGCGGUAGAUCAUUCACAAUUACAUCAGCAUACCGGUGAAAUAAAAGAUGCCAUCUUAGAAGAGACAAUUGAACAUUUGAGGAAGGAGAACUUUUUGUUUGCACAUACCAAGGCUAAGCUAGAGGAUACAAUUAAGCACUUACACGAGGAAAACAGUUUUCACAAACAAAAAGGGGCUGACCUGGAGUUGAAGCUCGUAGAAUUUGAUGGUGAAAAACACUCAUGGCUUAAAAAAGAGGCAGAGUUAGAGGAUAAAAUUAGAAAGUUUCAAGAGGACAAGAUUGCUUUGGGUUUAGAAGGGGCCAGGUUACUGCAGACCAUUGAGCAGCUAGAGAGAGAUAAAUAUUCAUUGAUUCUUAAGGAGAAUUCAAGCAGGGAGACGAUAGUAAAUAAGAACAAUGACAUCUCUAGGUUACAGGCACAGGUUGUGGAGUUGGAAAAACAUAAACGUGAUCUGUUGCAUGAAAACAAACAACUGAUGGAAAAUGUUACUGAUUAUCAGUCAAAAGUUAUGAAUCUUGAGAGGAGAAUUCCUUCCAUUCACUCUUCAGACCAUAUCACAAAGGAGAUGUUGAGUUCACAAGUGGAUGCAGCUCGUAUUCUGGUUGAUAAAUUGAUUACAGAAAAUGCAGAGCUUAUUGGGAAGGUGAAUGAGUUAUUUGUUGAGCUUCAAAGAGUUACAAAGACCGAGCUAUCUUCUGCCAUGGAGCCUGGGGAGAGGGCUGGAGCCACUUUGGAUUAUCCCGAGAUUCAGGAUACAGGUAAUAGGUUGGAGGCGUUAGAAUCCAUUUCAGUCCACAACCAUAGCAUUGGUAGUAAUAUUGUGGAGCUGGACAACGAUUUAUUGGCCCCAACAUCUUCAAUACCGAUUGAAGCGGGAGAAAUCGUGCAAAUUCCCUUGGAUGAAAAUGAAGAUAUUGCAGAGAGUGAUGAGAAGGAUGUACUGCUGUCAGAUGCUCCUCUGAUUGGGGCUCCUUAUCGGUUGAUUUCAUUCAUGGCCAAAUACGUUAGCGGUGCUGACUUGGUUGCCAAAACCUAGUGUGCCGAUUCCAUUAUAUCUUCAUCCGGGAAUUAUCAUUCUUUUAUAAUGGAGUUCAGUUUUCACGCGAGACAGAAAUUAAAGCCGCCACCGCCAACCAGGUACAAAGAGAAAAGCUUAAGAUGAUUGGUGACUUCACUUAUGCCACUGCCCUUUCUUAUAGGCUCUCUCCCCGAUACAUACUGUGCGAUUUUCUAAACCCGGCAUUUCAUCCUCUUUUAAAUUUUUUGAUUCCGUCUUCACAUAACUCAAGCUAACAAAUCCCAUCUUAUAUUUGAUGUAAUACUUACUCUCUUUUAAAAAACUUAAGCUAAAGAAAGCAAAAAUGCUAUAGCCAAUUUACUA
Messenger RNA from Momordica charantia (bitter melon), 1972 nucleotides. The record is from RefSeq and is a predicted model, not a curated record. Lineage: Eukaryota; Viridiplantae; Streptophyta; Magnoliopsida; Cucurbitales; Cucurbitaceae.